AUGAAAUUUUUAAUUUUUAUUUUCCUGUUAUUCUGUCACGCCUCUGCUGUGAUAUAUCAACUAAAUAAUACAGAGUAUGUCCGAAUGCCGCCAAUUUAUCAUCUUGAUCCAUACGAGCUAUGUAUAUAUAAACCUAAAGGAUUAUAUUGUUCUGUGGAGAUUGAUUUAGUACCAGAUGAAAGCACAGAUGAAGGCAAUGAAUUAAUGGAAAUGAUAAGAGAAUAUACAGCACGUUCAGAAACGCAUUACAAUCACACGCGACUGCAUUAUGGUAUUUGUGUCACGGAUAUGUGUAACGAGUACCUGACGCAAAACACAACAGGGAGCCUGAAACUGGUACUUGAAAGAUGCCUAAAUAGUUCAUUUUGGGAAAAAUACAAAUUAAAAACAAGGAUUAACGAGGAUUUAAGCUGUAACAAUCAAGAUCAAACUUUUGAGUUGGAACCUGGUGAUAUUGUUGUGGCUGUGAUAGUUUUAGGUUUAGUUGUACUCAACAUUAGUGGAAUCAUUUACGAUUUCUUUACUCUCAAGAGGAAGAAUCGCGAAGUAAACAAAUUACUUCGAUGCUUUUCGAUCAGGCGUAAUUGGCUGAAGUUGGUAGCUCCUGCAGCAACUGGGAACGAACCGCGGCUUAAAUGUUUUAAGGGUAUCAACGGCUUAAGGGCAAUAACAAUAUUCCUAGUAAUUACAGAACACUCUUUACUCCCGUUUGUGGUCGCCUCCGACAAUACUCUCUUCUAUGAAGACAAAUACCACAAUAUUUUAUACCACUUAUUUCUCGACGGCACCAUAAUUGUGCAGACGUUCUUCAUCAUAUCCGGAUGCUUAUUAGCCUACCACUUACAAAUUAGGUCUGAGAAAAAAGAUCUGAAUUGGAUAUUGAUACCAAAAGGAAUCAUAGACAGAUGGUUAAGGUUAACUCCACCUUAUGCAGUUGUGCUUGCAAUUACGUUGACGUGGUUUAGAUUCCUUGGAUCCGGACCUCUGUGGGAACAAAUUGUAAACGCCGAAGUACGCGACUGCCGUGGCGGCUAUUGGCUACAUUUAUUAUAUCUUAACAACUACAGAGAUAGGUCGUUAUGCAUGACACAUACAUGGUACCUUGCAGCGGAUAUGCAAUUAUACAUCUUUGGACUGUUACUACUGAUACUAGUUACGAGGGAAUAUGCUAGAAAAGUUGCAUUGUCGGUGAUGUUCGUGGUAGCCUUAAUCAUUCCUGCUCUCCAUACGUACAUUCAGAACUUGAAUGCCUACCUCCACGUCUCACCUGAAACGGCUCGGUUUUUCUUCGAGAUGGAUCCAACAUUUAUCAACACGUAUAAGCGUGGUCAUACAAAUAUGGCAUCGUACAUUAUAGGCCUCAGUCUUGGUUUGUUAAUAUAUAGACUGCAGAAUGAAGAGUUUGAUAUUAAAAAAUACAGGAAAUUCAAAUAUUUGUACUGGGCUUGCUUGCCUAUUGGCAUUGGAGUGAUUUUGUGCAGUAGUUUGUUCUAUAUGGAUGGAGCAUCGCCUCCUCUUGUUCUCAGGGCCAUAUAUUCUGGCAUAGUGAAGCCAGUGUAUGGAUUACUUCUUUCAAUUGUCAUUUUAGGAAUGGUCUUCAAAUUGGAAAAUAUUUGCCGAGGAAUAUUAGAGUGGCGAGGUUGGACAUCUCCCGCUAGAGUUUCAUAUUCAGCGUACAUAAUGCAUAUGCUGAUAUUAAAACCAAUAACAGGGACUAGAACCACGUUAAUUCACACCACAUCACUUAAUAUCAUUUUAAUAGGAGUUGGCACUGGAAUACUUUGCUAUUUAAUCGCAUUUCCCUUCUGGCUAAUGGUUGAAGCGCCACUAGCACAACUUGUCAAGGUCUUAAUUCCAUCGAAGGACAGCGAGAACGUGAAGUCAAAUACAAAGUUAAACAAAAUAAAUGAAGCAUAA
Messenger RNA from Parnassius mnemosyne (clouded apollo), 1917 nucleotides. NCBI's taxonomy places the organism in Eukaryota, Metazoa, Arthropoda, Insecta, Lepidoptera, Papilionidae. The record is from the annotation of a GenBank genome assembly.